AUGGAUGACACCAUCACCGGUUCCCACAACGUUAGUAGCGGUCUCCAAAUUCAACGAGAUUUGAUACAUAUUUUCGAUUCUGCUGGUUUCUGUAUCAAAAAGUGGGCAAGUAAUUCGGAGGAAAUUUUAGCGGCGGUUCCAGAGUCUGAUCGAGAAAUUAGCAUACCAUUUUUCAUCAAUCCGGAUAAGAAAAUCAAAACGCUUGGUAUCUUUUGGAAUACCUCUUCGGACACUUUGAAUUUCAACAUUAGUUAUGAGGACAAAGAGAUCGUAACGAAACGAUUCGUCUUAUCAACAAUCGCUCGCAUUUACGAUCCUCUUGGCUUGGUAUCACCGAUCACUGUGAAAACCAAGAUCUUCAUGAAAUCAUUGUGGUCAUUAAAUCUUGAUUGGCACGACCCUUUGCCAACAAAAACACUUCGCGAAUGGAAGGAAUUCAUCGGCAAGCUGCCUUUACUUUCUUCAAUCAAAAUACCGCGUUGGAUUGGAGCAUCCCCGAUUUGUUCAUCAUUUCAAUUACAUGGUUUUUCGGAUGCCUCAACUGAAGCGUAUGGUGCUGGUAUUUAUCUACGUUGUAUCGAUGAAAACGGAGAAAUUCACUCAAAAAUCAUUGUCUCGAAAUCAAGGGUUUCUCCGAUCAAAAUUCAAACAAUUCCACGUUUGGAAUUAUCGGCUGCUUUGAUACUGGCGAAACUUAUCAAGUAUACACAAAAAUCUAUUCGUCAUCAAAGUUUUAACGCUUCGAAUGUAUUCCUUUGGUGUGAUUCACAAGUCGUACUUCAUUGGCUGAAAGGUGAUGCGAGAAAAUGGAAAAUCUUUGUCGCAAAUCGUAUCACAAAAAUUCUUCAGACAACCGAAUCACAUCAAUGGAGAUAUGUUUCAACUAAGGAAAAUCCAGCUGAUUUGUUAUCAAGGGGAUUGUUUCCAUCAGAGCUUGAAAACAACCAACUUUGGUUCUCGGGACCAGCUUGGUUGAGAUCGCCCGAAAAUACCUGGCCCUCUAAUACAAAAACGGAGAAGGAAGCGGUGAGAGAAAUCGAAUUGGCUGAUGAGUUGAAACCUAUCAAAAUCAAUGUUGUCAACGUAGUUUCAACUCCAACUCAAUAUCUUCUCGAUUAA
This is a messenger RNA of Sitodiplosis mosellana (orange wheat blossom midge), 1119 nucleotides long. RefSeq lists its product as uncharacterized. The coding region runs from base 1 to 1119 and encodes 372 amino acids. Gene Ontology annotation, molecular function: nucleic acid binding. Lineage: Eukaryota; Metazoa; Arthropoda; Insecta; Diptera; Cecidomyiidae. The transcript has a single exon. The record is from RefSeq and is a predicted model, not a curated record.